Aspergillus thermomutatus is the source of this 2085-nucleotide messenger RNA. RefSeq lists its product as uncharacterized. Lineage: Eukaryota; Fungi; Ascomycota; Eurotiomycetes; Eurotiales; Aspergillaceae. The transcript is spliced from 3 exons. Bases 1 to 2085 code for a protein of 694 amino acids. The record is from RefSeq and is a predicted model, not a curated record.
AUGGCCACCAGUAAUGAUCCAUCCCUUCAAUCGGGCCCUCUGUCGCGAGCAUGCCAGCUUCAGAUCCAGGAAGAAAAAUUCAGUUUCACGCCCAUCAAGGCGCCCGCCGCCCCUCGUCUAUGGGACCGCAAACCGUCGAACUCGUUCCUUGGGCGUUCGAAGUCGCGCAAGGUCUGGAAGCGCUUCCGUUCCUCCUUUAACAGCAUGAAAGCUUUACAACGUCUUGUCGCUGCAUCGCACGAGGACGUCGAUGAAGAUCUCUUCGCCGAAAUCAACGUGUCCAGGAAUCUGGGGUUUAUCCGCGGUGUCAAGCGACGAUGCUUUGGGCUGGACGAUCCUGAGAGUCAAUCGGACAGUACGGUUCUACGAGGACGUUCGUUCCUGGAGACAAAAUGGGAGUCUGAAGCGACUGGGAGAAGACGGAAACUGCCCUCGAACCAUGCCGACUUAACUGAUCUUCAAGCGGAGCCCAUGGAUACGGAUGAAGAGGGGGAGGAAGGUCAUCGUUUGGCUGACGAGGAUGAAUCACGGGACGCGGCCACGUCAAUCGCCGAACAGGACACGGACGCAUCCUUUGACUCGACCCCAGACACAUCGACCGACUCGGUUCUUUUACCAGCGAAUCUCCGCACGCUACAUGGCAAGUCCCUCAGUUUAGAUGAUUGCGCUGGAAACAACUACGGUUUUGAGAUAAAAGCCACCGGCGAGGUCGCUCAACCUGACUCUGAACUGGACACCAGUGUAGCCAGUCUUGAUAGCGUAACCGAUAUUCCCUCAGAUGCAGCCCUGAAUACAUAUAUGACGGAUGAUCGACAUGAUCCGUCAGUCCAGACCGCAGACUUUACAAUCCCAGCAGAAGUCACAUCUGGGCAGAGUCUAAGUGCGCAACAAGAGUCCACUCUGGUACGUUCGGCACUACGCAGCUCGAUGGAUGGGGAGGACGCCGAGUUGCUCAAUAACUUCUUGUCCAAGGCCAAGGCAGCUCGCGCCGCCAAAGCUGCAGCCAUGACUGUGCAGGAUGCAGCGGCAGAAAAAGCCUGCCAGGAAGUGAGUGACGGACCAACCCCGCAGGCUCGACGGGUGCUGGAAGAGCUGGACGCCAAUUCUCCCUCGCCAUCGAAAGUCCAGCUGUAUCCCGUGAAAGCGUCUGAUCCUGCAGAUGGCCCUGUUUGGGAUGAUCAAGCACGAAAAAACGAUGAUGCCGAAGAGGACAAAAAUCAAGCGGCCAGCCCAGUUCGUCGAAGCUCGAGGAACCGUGCUGCCAAAGUUCCACCCCAGACAACUACGCCCACUCUUCGUACCCUGACUCUUCGUCGCGCUAAGGGCACAGAAUUCGUUUUCCUCCAGCGCACGGAAGCCCAGGAGCUUGCGCUGGCGACGCGCCGAAACACCCGUCACAACAAGGGGGAUGCGGUCAUGCCGAAAUACGUGCUUCAGGCCUUGGGCGAACGAUCGCAGAACACCAACCUCGAUGUCGAUGAUGGCAAGGCUGCACGAGACCCUGGUCGGAAGCGUACAGGCGCCAAGAAAUACGUGACUUGGAACGAGGAGCGUCUUGUGCAGUAUCAAGGGGAGAACAACCGUGAGGGAGGGGAGCGGAAGCGCAAUGACGUCGCUGAUGCUGGAGUCGAAGCGGCAGUGAAUGGCACCGAUAAGAAAAAAGCAGCCAGUAGUCGCAGCACCCGGUCUCAGACAUCUGUGAAGACUGGUGGUGAUGAAGAAGUGGCUGCAUCAACUACUGCACCUGCUACUGCAGCUCCCAAGGCGCGGCGUGUGCGGCGGCUAGGAGGGUCAAAAAGUAAUUCCAGUCCUAUCGCAGCCACAGGCACGAAGAGAGCGUCGCUUCUCCCGACUCCCAGCACUGGCAGCAGUGUUGGCAAGCGGAAGAAAUUGAUCCCCAAGGCGCCCAGCGUUGUUGUGACGGGUAGUCCUGUUUCGAAGAAGAUGCUACCCUGCUCCACCAGCGAGGAUAGGAGCUCGUCAGACUCUACCAGUGGUAGCGCUUCGCGAAUAAAAUCCAAGAACAUUCUCAAGGCACAUGCUGGAUCGACGCCGAUGCCGAGACGUAUCCGUCCCCGCCCUUGA